UAACAUAUAUGAUAUCAUUCAUCUUCUGCAGUGUUAAGUGUUCACCAAUCAUCUUCCUCAUUCCUCUUUCUUCUUUUCCACACAAAAUCAUGGAUUCCUCCAAGAUUACGGCUCUUUUACUCCUUUCUAUGCUCCUCAUUGCCUCUGCCAAUCCUGUUGAUCCUGACUGUGGCUCCUGCUCCCCUAAGCCCAAAACUCCUAAAGGUCCCAUUACUCUCCCACCAGUUGUCAAGCCUCCUGUAACCCUUCCGCCAGUAACUCUACCCCCGGUGGUGAAGCCACCCAUAACCCUACCGCCCAUUGUGAAGCCACCAGUGACAUUGCCACCGGUCACAUUACCUCCAGUGCUGAAUCCGCCAGUAACUUUGCCACCUGUGACACUACCCCCAGUCGCGAAGCCGCCAGUAACUUUGCCACCUGUGACACUACCCCCAGUUGUGAACCCACCAAUCACCCUACCACCUAUAACACUACCUCCGGUGACAAUGCCACCAGUCACCACGAAGCCGCCAAAAGCAAAACCCUGCCCGCCACCACCGGUUAAGCCUAAAAAACCUAAGCAGGCCAAGUGUCCUGUUGAUACCCUAAAGAUGGGAGCUUGCGCGGAUCUUCUUGGUGGAGUGAUGCACAUUGGUUUUGGAGAUCCCGUUGUGAAUGAGUGCUGCCCAAUUCUUUCAGGGCUGGUUGAUGUUGAAGCUGCCGUUUGCUUGUGUACAACACUCAAGCUCAAGGCUCUCAACCUCGAAAUGUUCGUCCCAAUUGCUCUCGAGCUCCUUGUUUAUUGUGGGAAGACACCGCCUCCCGGUUACACUUGCUCUCUCUAGAUUGAUCUGAGGUUAAUUUGAUUGAUGCACAAAUGUUGUCGACAUGAGCGGAUGUGAUGCCAAGUCUCCAAUUUGUUAUCUCUUUCUCCUUUCUGUCUCCUUAUCACCCCUACCCCGAACCCUUCUUUUUCACUGCUUUCUUUUUCUCUUCUGUUUGCUUGGAAUUUGGAAGUGUUACUUUCGGCAUUAUUGUACACCCAUUCAUUAAAAUGAAACUGUAUUCAUGUGUGCUUUCGUAUUAUUGUGUCGUAGGCAAGGAAUUAAUUGAUGAAGAUGGAUGCUUUUAUCAGUUUAU
Messenger RNA from Coffea arabica (coffee), 1119 nucleotides. The record is from RefSeq and is a predicted model, not a curated record. NCBI's taxonomy places the organism in Eukaryota, Viridiplantae, Streptophyta, Magnoliopsida, Gentianales, Rubiaceae.